AUGUCUUUGGCUUUGAGAAAGACACUCGGAUUCGCCCAACUCCAAGUUAGAUGCGCCAGCUUCCAAUCAAUCCCAACUAACGCUGGAAAGGUACAUUAUUUUUAUAAAUCGAAAGAAUUUAAAUAUUAAAUUCAAAAUCUGUUGCAGACUCCACCAACCCUUGAGCAAUUCGACCCACUUAACCCAGGAGAGUGGCAACUCGGAGCCGGAGGAAAAAUCCUCCCAAGACUUCCAGAAGGAACCCGUGUUGGAAAGCUCGUCAUGGGCAAAUACGGACUCUACGAUCCAGUCCUCAAGAAGAGAGUCGACACAUACGCUGUGAGUUUUCAAUUUGAUUUUUUGGAUUUAAAAAAUGGAAUUUUUCAGAAUGCUCUUCUCGCUGGAAAGAAAUCCGAAGAAGCUGGACCAUUCGACGCCGCUGUUGCUAACAUCGCUAAGGGACUCGGUGAGCUUUUUUUAAAUUUAUUUUUACUCAUAACAAUAUAGGUCACGUAUAUUUUGUUUUGUAAAAAUACAAUUUCAGUUAUUAAUUUUUGAUUUUCCAGCCUACAUCAGCUUCGUUAUCGCCAUUUACAACUUGAUUUCAUUGGCCUACGGUAAACCAUUGUCACCACUCAGCCACGUCAAAGCACCAGGAUCAUAA
Molecule: messenger RNA, 643 nt
Organism: Caenorhabditis angaria
Lineage: Eukaryota; Metazoa; Nematoda; Chromadorea; Rhabditida; Rhabditidae
Source: the annotation of a GenBank genome assembly